CGUUUCCAGAGCAAAUGUUUCCGGACGACGUUGUUUUGAGUGCGGACCGCCGGUGGAAAUUCGGUCGAGUCGCGCUCAGACAUCAAUCUCUUGUGGGGCUUUUUCGGCUUUACCGGGACAAAAACAAUGGCUGUUCCAGGUCCCAACAAGGACAACAUCAGAGCUGGGUGCAAGAAAUGCGGAUAUCCGGGCCACUUGACAUUUGAGUGCAGAAAUUUUGUCAGAGUCGACCCCCAGAAAGACAUUGUUCUGGAUGUAAGCAGCACCAGCACUGAGGAGAGUGAAGAGGACGAACCUGCACCUCAGCGCAAAGUAAAGCAAGUGCGAAGUGGCCAGCAUCGCAGACGUUCCCGUGAUGAUAAUGACGACAAUGACGGAAAAGAGAGACACAAACGGAAAAAGAGUGGAAACAGAAAGUCAAGAAAGAGAUCUGCUUCAUCAUCGAGUGACGAGGGGACCACGAAGAAGAAAAAGAAACCUAGCAGGUCCAGCUCCUCAUCCGAUAAAGAGGAGAGGAGGAAGAAAAAGAAGGUGAAAGGCCAAAAGAAGAAAAGUAAGAAGAACAAAAAGGAGCACGGGAAACAUCACAAGAAGAGGCAGAAGAACAGAAAGCAGGAAUCUUCAUCUUCUUCUUCCUCCUCUUCCUCCAGCUCCGGUGAAUCAUCAGACAGUGACUGAGACGGCUUAACCGUGUGGUGUCUGGAGAUCCAACAUGUUUAUUCUCUAGUCAAUGAGAAGUGUUUUGCAGACCAUACAAACGUCAACAAAGAAUCCAAUGAAGAGAAAGGGAUUUGAUAUAUCAGCACCCAGACUAAACUGUACACUUAACACAGACAGGGAAUAUGUUCUGAUAUAGGUUUUUUUUUUGUACUUCAAAGUUAACUCCACUACAGUCCCAUUGUCAUGUCACAUUUGACAGUGUUUGUGCAGUGGAGUCUUCAUUGACAUAAUGCAGUGUCAUACAUGACGAGUAAUGUCAGCGUAAAGUUUUUUAAUUUAAGAAAAAAACUGUUCUGUGUGUACUUGAUUCAUGUAAUAAGUCAAAGUCAAGUUUUACGUCUCUUGAUGCGUUUUUUUUGUGUCCCGUAUACAAUUUGUGUCUUUAAUCUUCUUUUAAAUUCUACCAAACCAUUUGACAUGAGUGGAACAUGAUUCCACUCUCCAACUUCUGUGGAUGACUGGGAAUAAUAGUGCAGGAUCUCGGUGACUGAUUGUUGUAGCUGGCAUUGUUGGAGACGAUAAACAACAAUGAGCCCAUUUCUUUGUCAGGACUGACGACUUGAACUGCUGAUAAGCAUCAGUUGAUCAGUUUGUCUUUAUGUAUGGAAUUUUUUUAAUGUGUACACUGUACUUCUGCUCACAAUGCUUUGUUGCACAAUGAAACCAGUGUAGUCUUCUGGGGAGAAUUUUCUCAUUUAAGCAAUGAUACCUUGUUGAAAAUGCUGUGGACAUUUCCAGUCUUCAUUCCAAAACAUUUAUCCGCGGUGAUGUUGGCAGCUGCAAUUGCCUGAGCCUUUUUAUUUCCUAUUUCCUAUUCACGAUUUCCUAUUGCUUCAGCCGGUCUCUUUGGUCCUCCGCAGUUCCUGUGCUUUGUUUGAAUUAAAUGUGUAUUUGUAUCAAAA
This is a messenger RNA of Scophthalmus maximus (turbot), 1622 nucleotides long. RefSeq names its product SREK1-interacting protein 1 (gene srek1ip1). Gene Ontology annotation, molecular function: zinc ion binding; nucleic acid binding. The record is from RefSeq and is a predicted model, not a curated record. The coding region runs from base 127 to 678 and encodes 183 amino acids. NCBI's taxonomy places the organism in Eukaryota, Metazoa, Chordata, Actinopteri, Pleuronectiformes, Scophthalmidae. The transcript has 5 exons.